UCCAACAAGAUGUACUUGUUUUCACAACUUUAUCCGCCGCGCUCAUCAAUGUAGAUUCGCGACAAGUUGUAAUAUAUAAAUUGCAAACACGGACAUUUUAGAGUGAAGCAUAAUAGUGCACAACAGUAUAAAGCUUAAUAGUGGGCGAACUAACAAUUUGCUGUCAGAGAUUAUUCUUAUUUAAUAGGAAUAAUAUAAGAUAAGAAGAUGUACAUAUCAUCAAUCAAUACUUUUACAGCCUGUUGGUUGCUUCUUUACUCGAUUAAACCACUUUACAGCGAAGCUAAGAAGUCUCACAUCGGAUCUUAUGAAAUCAAUACAAUAUAUCAGUCCGAGCCGGUUCUUCUUGAAAAACAAGUUCAGUCUAAUGUCUCAAAACUUCCACAGUACAUUUAUCGUAAUUAUCAAUCUAAUUCAAUGCAAUCUGAGUUAUCUUCGAAAGACAUACAUCAUGAAACCUACGUAAAAGAAAAUGUGGCAAAAUCUAUGUCGGAAUAUCAGUUGGGUUAUGAGGAGACCGGAAAAAAGAACGAGGAGAUAAUGCUGAAGAUGGAAGCAUUGGAGAAACUGUUGUCCGAAGAUACUGACAGACAUGAUGUCGAGUCAAAGAACACUGUCGAAGAUAGCAUCAUCGCGGAAAGCAUUCCUGAAGAAACCAAAAGGGUCGUUAGACAAGUUCGUAGACAUCGGCCAGGAUUCUUCUAUACCUUAGCGAGACUUGCUUUCGAAACAUUCAACGACACGCGAUCGGCGAUUCAACAAAUUAGCAACAUUAUCGGCGAAAAUCUCGAACCGGAUACAACCGCGCAACCGCCAAUAGUCAGGAGUAAUCCAUUGCAAGUACAUAAUGCGACGACAGUUGCUACUACUUCACUAUCGAAUGAUCAAAAUAAUUUGUCCAGCAACGAGGCAAAUGUUAAUGUAACGACAGUUAAUGUGACGACGACAACCACGAUGACAACUGAAGCACCUUUCAGAUUCACGCGAACUGGACUGCAAGAUCUAAUAAGCAGAAAUUUGCGUGGAUUAGUGAGACUCUUCAAUAUCGAGUGGCAGGACGCUCUGAAUCAAUCAGAUGUAUCUGUCAGAGAGUUUCAAAGAAAUCUCGGAAAUCAAAUAGGCACUUUUCUGCAAGAUAAUCCAAACGCUUUUUCAAACUAACGAAGACUAUAAAAAGAAGAACAAAAUAAAUGAUGGCGAUAAAAAUAUUAUAAACAAGAAGUUGUAUAUAUAUCUUGUACAUAAUAUAGUGACAGAUUUAUGACAAACAAUUCCAUAAUUUAGCCAAAGAUUACAGUGUUAUCUAUAAAUUAUAAAUAA
Messenger RNA from Camponotus floridanus (Florida carpenter ant), 1320 nucleotides. RefSeq lists its product as uncharacterized. The transcript is spliced from 5 exons. The record is from RefSeq and is a predicted model, not a curated record. The coding region runs from base 208 to 1161 and encodes 317 amino acids. NCBI's taxonomy places the organism in Eukaryota, Metazoa, Arthropoda, Insecta, Hymenoptera, Formicidae.